Molecule: messenger RNA, 2067 nt
Organism: Carcharodon carcharias (great white shark)
Lineage: Eukaryota; Metazoa; Chordata; Chondrichthyes; Lamniformes; Lamnidae
Product: multidrug and toxin extrusion protein 1-like
Exons: 17
Coding region: 1-1662 (553 amino acids)
Biological process (GO): xenobiotic detoxification by transmembrane export across the plasma membrane
Cellular component (GO): membrane
Molecular function (GO): xenobiotic transmembrane transporter activity; antiporter activity
Source: RefSeq, a predicted model, not a curated record
AUGGAUGACCAGGAGCAAGGAGCAGCAGUCACGUUCAGUGGCGGUAUCCUUUCCCGUUGCUUUCCAGCUGUUAUCCGGGAGGAAGUCAAACAGCUGUUUCUGCUGGCUGGACCACUGAUUCUGUCACAGGUGAUGAUUUACAGCCUUAAUUUUAUCAGCUCUGCGUUCAGUGGACAUCUUGGCAAAUAUGAAUUGGGUGCCGUGUCACUCGCUACAUCGGUGAUCAGUGUGACGGGCGUUGCGGUGGGAACCGGUCUGUCCAUGGCGUGUGACACUCUGAUAUCGCAGACUUAUGGCAGCAAAAAGCUGAAGCGGAUUGGAAUCAUUCUCCAACGAGGCGUCCUCAUUCUCUUCAUCUUCUGCUGCCCCUGCUGGGCCCUCUUCAUUAACACAGAAAAAAUCCUCUUGGGUACCAAACAGCACCCUGAGGUGGCCAGAUUAUGCCAGCUUUAUGUGAAGAUAUUUAUUCCUGCUCUUCCUGCAGUUUUCCUGUAUCAGCUCCAGGUCCGAUAUCUACAGAAUCAGGGUAUAACUAUGCCGCAGGUGUUCACUGGACUGGUGGCCAACAUUCUGAGUGCAUUAGUGAACUACAUCUUCCUGAUUUUGCUGAAACUAGGAGUGGCGGGGUCUGCUUGGGCCAACGUGAUAUCGCAGUACUGCCAGAACAUCAUCCUCUUCGCUUACAUCAGAUGGCGAAAACUGCACCUCCAAACCUGGGGAGGGUGGACAAUGGACUGCCUGCAGGAGUGGGGCCCUUUCUUGCGACUGGCCAUCCCCAGCAUGUUCAUGUUUUGUAUCGAGUUAUGGGCCUAUGAAUUGGGAUCCUUCCUAGCAGGCCUAAUUAGUCAAGUUGAGCUUGGGGCUCAGUCUAUUAUUUUCCAAGUGUUGACAAUUUUAUACAUGACUCACGUUGGGAUUGGAAUGGCAGCGGGUGUCCGUGUGGGCGUGGCCCUUGGUGGAGGGGAUCCACGACAAGCCAAGAUCUCUGCAAUGACUGCCAUCGUUUCUGCUGGUUGUGUGGCAUUGUUCCUCAUGUCAUUACUUCUGGGGCUUAAGGAUGUCGUAGCAAAAGUCUUCACCAGUGACCGGCAAAUUGUUGAACUGGUUUCAAAAACGAUACCGAUCCUGGCUCCUGUCCACCUGUGUGAUGCCAUAGGCUCGGUGACUAGUGGGAUCAUCAGAGGAACCGGGAAGCAGAAAAUUGGAGCGGUUGCUAAUCUGGUUGUAUUCUACAUUGUCGCGAUCCCUAUCGGAAUUUCGCUGAUGUUUGCCGCAAAGCUUGGAAUUCUCGGUCUUUGGACGGGACUAGCAAUUGGUACCUUUCUGCUGUCAUCUCUCCUUUUGACGUUGAUCUUUAGGAUGAACUGGAACAGAGCUGCAGAGGAGGCUCAAGAGAGAACAGGAUUGAGGAAGAGAAUUGAACCCAACACAGUUGCUGAGACAGAUGCCUCUUUCUAUGAAGACGGCACUGCAAUAUCAUCACAGAACCAGGAAGAAUCAGAUCAGCUGGAACACGCCAUAUUGAUAGCGAGCAACAGCUCCAGCCUAAUGGGUGGUACCUUGUCCCCUACCCAACUGAUCAUUCGCCGUGGGCUAGCCAUUCUAGCAGGGCUGGCGAUAUUGGCAGUUGGGAUCGCUGUCCACUUUGCUGUUGAGCUGUAACUUUAAAAGAGCCCCUAGCAAGUGCUUUUCUGCAUGUGGUGGGUCUCAAAGAGAGGGAAGUCUUCUUCUACAAUAGGACUAACCCUUGCCUCCUCUGCUGUGGAGUUCCUUGAAUGCACCUGAUUUUUGCUCCAUUGGAAUCAAAGUUGGGUGGGUUUAUAAAGGUGGGAAGACUUUCUCUCUGGAAGGUUACUGCCCUGGAGUCCAAGUGCAAAAUUUCCCUUGUUGAGUUCUCUAAAACCACCAAACCUGAUUUAAGGUAUUCUGGGAAGCUUUUAAUUCCAUUAUUCUGCUUUGGAUUUGAGUUCAAGCCUCAGAGAUGAAAGACAGGGGGCUAAUAUAUGACAGCACCAAAUCAGCUUUCCCUAUUGCCACGGUUUAUAUACUUGUCUUUCCUCUCCUCUU